AUGGUCGUUUGCGCAUGCCCGCGCCACCUGAGGCCUGGAACGGGACCAGAGUCGCAGACUCGUAUGGCUCUUGGUGCUUUGGCAACUCUAUCGGGCUACAAGGAUUCUCCCAUGACCCAUCGCAUGAGCGAGGAUUGUCUGCAGCUCAACCUCAUACGCCCUGCUGGCACUCGGGCGACCGACCGGCAGCCAGUCCUCGUCUGGAUCCACGGCGGCGGCUGGCAGGAGGGAAGCGCCAACGACGGCCGCUGUAACCGCUCCUUUAUCGCGCAAAGGUCGAAAGAAAUGGGGAUGCCCAUCAUGUUUGUCAGCUUCAACUAUAGGCUAGGGGUCUUUGGCAUGAUGGCUGGCUCUGCUAUCCGCUGGGCAAACGUGACGAACCUUGGUUUAUACGAUCAGCGACAGGCUCUAGCAUGGAUACCAGAAAAGAUUGGCGCAUUUGGCGACGACCCUUCACGAGUUACAGUCAUGGGCGAGUCAGCUGGCGCCCUGUCCAUCGGCUGUCACCUUCUCGCCUAUAAAGGCCGCGAUGACGGGCUGUUCAGUGCUGCAAUAACUCAGAGCGGAGGCCCGUUUUCGGCCGACCCAGUUGGUCGUAACUACACUGAGCAAGAGGCUGACUUUGAACUUGUACUCAACACCACUGGAUGCGCCGACUCCAAAACUCCCCUGGAUUGUCUUCGUGGCGUCCCAGCUGAGGUAUUGAACCAAGCCAGUGCUCUCCUGCCACCUUACUUUGUCGUCGACGGACAACUGUUGCCGAACAGCAGCAUGGAUUCUUCACAAGACCGCCCCUUCGUCCGAGUUCCGCUAUUGACGGGUACCACCCGCAAUGAGGGAACAUUCUUCACCCAGCAAAGUCCUUGA
Molecule: messenger RNA, 867 nt
Organism: Fusarium falciforme
Lineage: Eukaryota; Fungi; Ascomycota; Sordariomycetes; Hypocreales; Nectriaceae
Product: Carboxylic ester hydrolase
Exons: 1
Coding region: 1-867 (288 amino acids)
Molecular function (GO): carboxylic ester hydrolase activity
Source: RefSeq, a predicted model, not a curated record